Molecule: messenger RNA, 1872 nt
Organism: Cordyceps militaris CM01
Lineage: Eukaryota; Fungi; Ascomycota; Sordariomycetes; Hypocreales; Cordycipitaceae
Product: peptidyl-prolyl cis-trans isomerase, putative
Exons: 2
Coding region: 1-1872 (623 amino acids)
Biological process (GO): protein peptidyl-prolyl isomerization
Molecular function (GO): peptidyl-prolyl cis-trans isomerase activity; protein binding
Source: RefSeq, a predicted model, not a curated record
AUGGCUGACCGCGCCGCAGAUGACAGCGCAGCCCAGAAGCGAACCCACGCUGAGCUGGACAAUGACGCUUCAGAUUCCUCGGAUGACGACAUGGGCCCCCAGCUGCCCUCGGCCGAAGCGCCCAAGAAGAAGCGGCGCGUCCUGCCAUACGAGAAGCUCUACGUGGCCGCCCUGCCCGUCUCGGCGCGAUACUCCCGGUCCCUCAUGCACAAGGAGCAAGUCUCGUUUGUGACGUGGACGCCGCUCACCGAAUUUCUCAUUACCGCGUCUGUCGACGGCGUGGUCAAGUUCUGGAAAAAGGUGGCGCAGGGCAUUGAAUUCGUCAAGGAGUUUCGAGCACAUGACGGCGAGAUUAGGGCCGUGGCGGUUAGUCAGGAUGGCCGCAGCUUUGCUACGGCCGGAGCGGACGAAACUAUCAAGAUAUUCGACGUCAUCACGUUUGAUCUCUUGUCCAUGAUCACGCUGGGCUACGUGCCUAGGAGCGUGUGCUGGGUGCACAAAAAGGGCGCCUCGUUUCCACUGCUGGCGGCGUCCCAAGAGGGGAAGCCGCUCGUACAUGUGUACGACGGCAGGGGGGACAGGGAGGAGCCGAUCCAUACCAUAAAGGGGCUGCACCGAAACCCUGUCCAUCUGAUGGCAUUUAAUGACAGCUACGAUUGUGUCGUAUCUGCCGACGAGGGCGGCAUGAUCGAGUACUGGCGUCCGAGCGGGACAUACGAAAAGCCUGAGGGGGUGUUUGAGUACAAGAGCACGACGAAUCUUUUUGAUUUCAAAAAGUCCAAAUCUGUUCCUACAUGUAUCACCAUCUCCCCGCAGGGCACCAGCUUUGCCACCUUUUCGCUCCCUGAUCGCAAGAUUCGGCUGUUCAAUUUCGCGUCGGCCAAGCUGCAUCGUACCUAUGACGAGUCACUGCAAGCCAUGCAAGAUUUGCAGCAGGCGGGGGGUGCGCUGCAGAAGAUGGAUCAGGUCGAGUUUGGGCGGCGGUUAGCGCAGGAGCGCGAGGUCGAGUCGGCGAGCAUGCGGUCCGGGUCGAACGUGGUUUUUGACGAAUCAGGGAAUUUCCUGGUGUACGGAUCCAUGUUGGGCAUCAAAGUCGUCAACACGUACACGAAUCAGGUGGUCAGGACGUAUGGGCGCGAUGACGGGCUGCGCGCCAUCAACUUGGCCAUGUACCAGGGUCAGCCGCAGAAAAAGGGUGUCACAUCGGUGGAGAUGGGCGCGUCGAGUAACCCCCUGCUGCAGGAAUCAGAAGCCCGUGACCCUGUGCUGGUGGCGACGGCGGCGGGCAAAGUCCGAUUCUACCUGUUCACAAACGACGAGGAAAUCUCGAAAUCGACGCGCGACGUGCACAAUGAACGGCCGGUCGCGCAAGGUCGCAAGAAGGAGGGCAAUGCUAAGAAAACAGAGACAGGGAAUGCAGCGGUGCUCCAUACGACUUAUGGUGACAUCCACUUGCGCCUCUUUCCCGAUGCGGCACCGAAAACGGUCGAGAACUUUGUCACGCACGCAAAGCAGGGCUACUAUAACAACACCCUCUUCCAUCGCGUCAUUCGCAAGUUCAUGAUACAGUGCGGCGACCCGCUCGGCGACGGCACAGGCGGCGAGAGCAUCUGGGGUCGCGAGUUUGCGGACGAGUUUAGCAGCCUCAAGCAUGACAAGCCGUACACGGUCAGCAUGGCCAAUGCCGGGCCCGACACUAAUGGCAGUCAGUUUUUUAUCACGACGGAAAAGACGGUAAGUGGGCACGCUACCUCCCUUCCCGCCCGGGAUGAUCCUGCAGAUUUUUCCCGCUCCUCUUUCUCUCUACCCGCCUAUAGUACGGAACCCCACGUUGGGCUAACCGAAGAGUAUUGUGCUGCAGCCAUGGCUUGA